Messenger RNA from Notechis scutatus (mainland tiger snake), 2346 nucleotides. The record is from RefSeq and is a predicted model, not a curated record. Lineage: Eukaryota; Metazoa; Chordata; Lepidosauria; Squamata; Elapidae.
UACUGCUUCUAAACAUAAUGCGCUUUUGGGCAUGAUUUGUGCUUCAAUGUAUUUUUUACUUCUCUGUAUCACAGAAACUGUGAUAGGUGACAUGGCAACCUUUUGGAGAACCUACCAGAGACUGAUGGUCCAGCACCCCUGGAAGGUGCAAAUCUUCACAGCUGGGACCCUCAUGGGUGCUGGAGAUGUGAUUUCCCAGCAGAUGAUUGAAAGAAGAGGGCUGUCUGGGCACAGUGGCUGGCGGACCCUAAAAAUGAUGAGCAUUGGUUUUUGCUUUGUGGGCCCAGUCAUUGGAAGAUGGUACCAGGUCCUGGAUCGUCUGGUGCUAGGCAAAACCAGAAUGGCUGCACUCCAGAAGAUGCUUCUGGAUCAGGUUGGAUUUGCACCCUGCUUCCUAGCCUGUUUUCUGACUGUGGCGGGAACACUCAACGGCCUAUCCUUGAAAGAGAACUGGAGCAAGCUCAAAAAGGACUACCCUGAUGCCCUGAUCACCAACUAUUAUAUUUGGCCAGCAGUGCAGGUUGCCAACUUCUACUUCAUCCCCUUGAACUACAGACUUCCCGUGGUCCAGUGUGUUGCCAUUAUUUGGAACAGUUAUCUUUCAUGGAAAGCCAAUAAACUAUAACCUGGCAUGGGAAGAAGACAUGAGAACUAUGCUUAAUCCUAUUAGAACACCUGCAGAUCCUCUUUACUCUCUGUUCUUCAUGCAAUGCAGAACACAUGAACAACCUAGGAUGCAUACCAUAUACCAACUACAAAGAUGCCUAAUCAACCAGCAUAUGCAACUGGUUCGUGUCCCAAGUGUCCCUGAAAAGGAGAAUUGGGCAAUUCUGCUCUUCAUACUCUGCUAUUAGCAGUUAAAAAAUCAGGCCAGCUAUCACAGCUGCCUGACGGAACUGAAGAUAUACUGUGUUAUGGAACACAGGAAAUUCUGCAAUUUCUAGGUACCGGUACUUGACUGUAGAGUGUUUGGUAGGGCCUAGUAGGGAAACUUUUAAUUUUUCUGAACUAUGUUUACUAUUCUUUAGGAAUGUAAGAAGCUCUUUUAUGCCUGCAAGCAAGGAUGCACUUGGCUCUAAUGGAUACUCUUAGCAUAAGUAAGCUUUAUUGUUCACUUUUCAGGUAGUUCUCAUUUAAUGACUGCCUUAUACAGUAACCAUUAGCAGUUAUAAUCAUGAUGAAAAAGUAACUUUGCGACCAAUCCUUGCAUUUAUGAAUUUCGCAGGUCUAUAAAGCAAAGGAAAGCCGAAGUAAGGUUAUAACUACAAUUGCAGUUUUACUACCAACUGCUUUGCUUAAUGAUCAAGUUGCCAGUCCAAGUGUGGGACCAAAUGAGAACUAAUGUGUCAUGUAACCCAAUCUUCAAUUAGUUUAUGGGUUAAUGCAUUAUUUUAACUCAGGAGAAUUCAGAACCAGACCAAGCACUCUGUGUAACCGAGCCAUGGAAUGAGACAUUUGUUCCAUUUUGCCUAUUACUACAAAUAAUUAUGUAGCGGCUUUUUAGUGUUUUAAGGCUACUUUUCUGCCCUUGCUUUGGCAUAUCAAAAACUAGAUCUGAGGCCACCUGAAUGCAAAGCAUGGGAUCUAUUGCUGAACUCACCUUUGAAAUAUUGGGAUGCUGGGGGUGGGGGUCAAACUGAUACACUUAAUUCUUCUUAAUUUUUGGAAAGAAUUUGGAAAAUAGAUCAAGGAGAGAUCUACUAAUGGCAGUUUGCCAUGAUAACUAGAGGGUAUCGCUAUAUAUUGAACCGGUCUCUCAGGAAGCUUCCAUUGUUGAUUUAUUUGUAGUACGGACCCCAGGUCCAUGUUUCGCAACUAAACAUACAAGGCUUAAGUAGAAAUAAAUGUGAAUACUUAAGCAGACUGGCCCUAGACAAUAGGAUAGAUGUUAUAACACCACAAGAGAGUCAUUUGGCUGACAAGGAACAGAUUAAAGCUCGAGGGAGGAUCCAGGGUCCACAAUUGUAGCCAAGAUAGUGUCCAUUGUUGAUGAGUUUCAUAUAAGAAUGAUUGACUUUUAGGUUCUGGUUAAUUCUAAAGAAUCAAAAUGAUUACUAUGAAAAUAGGAUGCUUAGUCCAAUCCAACUGGAAUCAGUUCUUACAAAGUAGGCAAUCAUGUAGAAUACAUAUAUGGUGUGGUUAAGGUUUUGGACUAGGAUCAAGGAGACCCAAUUCUAGUCUGCCAUCAGCCAUGGAAGCUCACUAAGUGAUGUUCAGUUACUUUCAUUCAAGCCAAUCUACUGAUCAGGGUUGUGGUUAUGGGGAAAAAUAAGGGAAUAUUAUGUAUGCAACCAUGAGCUUCUGUACAAAAAAUUAUAAAUCAAAUGAAUAAACAUAAAUGCUUUC